AUGUUCAUCCAUGCAUCGCAGCGAGAGUGCACACUGCCACAGCCAGCACGCGCGUGUUGUGAGAGGCGCCAACAAGACAGGAAAAGACAGAAGUGGUCGCAGCAGCCGCAGCCCGCCGAGAGACCGAACGCGAGGCAACAUCAUCAUGUCGGCGCCGCCGCCACCACCGCCUCCCCGGCGUGGGCCACCGCCGCUCCCUGGGUCAGCACCCCCGCCACUCCCAGGUUCAGCACCACCGCCGCCACCCGUCCCGUCUGCUGCCCCCCCGCCGAUCCCCGGCUCCGCUCCUCCGUCCAUCCCCGCCGCAGCGCCGCCACCGGUGCCGUCUUACGGCCCCCCGCGGACGGGGGUGUCCCCGCCGCCGCCGCCGGUUCCAAGCCGGGGCCCCCCUGCCGUGCCGGGAUCCUCGCCGCCGCCCGUGCCGAUGAGCGCGCCCCCGCCGGUCCCUGGCGGCGCCCGGCCGAUGCUGGCGCACUCGAUGCCGGCGGCGCGGGGGCCGUCGCUGAUACCGAGCCCCUCGCCGCCGCCCCCCCCGGUGCCAUCUGCCUACCAGCCCCCCGCCCCGCCGGCGGUGCCAAGCUAUCAACCACCGCCCCCCCCGGCGGUCCCGAGGUCCCAGCCGCCGGCCCCGCCCCCGGCGGUGCCGAGCUACCAGCCCCCUGCACCGCCGGCUGUGCCGAGGUCCCAGCCGCCGCCGCCGCCGCCACAGGUAGUGCCGAGCUACCAGCCCCCUGCCCCGCCGGCUGCGCCGAGGUCCCAGCCGCCGCCGCCGCCGCCGGUACGCCCGCCGCAAGCCAGGGAGGGUACCAGCCGCCGCCCCCUGUCCCCUCCGCCUCGAGCUACCAGUACAACCCCCCAGCCCCAGCAGCUCCCACGGGAGAUUACCAGCCCCCGCCUCCGCCGACACCGGCAGCAGCGAGAUCGCCUCCCCCGCCCCCGACCUCAUCAUCGUACGGGUAUCAACCCCCGGCACCGGCGGCGACGUCUCCCCCAUCGUCGGGAUACCAGCCCCCUGCCCCGGCGAUCCCGUCCUACACGCCGGCCGCGCACAUCCCGCCGGCCGCGCCCACAGUGGCGCUCCGGAAAGUAACUCCCGUGGCCCAGCCCCCGCCCCCGCCGUCAUCACAGCCUGCCGCGGAGCCCUACACGGGGCUGCGGUCUACCUUCAGCUCGUCGCCGCCGGCGCCGGCGCCGGCCGCGACGUACCAGCCGCCCGCCGCAGCGCAGUACGGCGGGGGAGGGGGAGGGUACAACCCUCCCGUGGCUGCACCGGCACCGGCUGCGUUGGCGCCGGUGCAGCAGUACAGGAGCGCCUCACCGCCGUCCUCGCAGCAGGGGUACUCGCCGCCCCCGCCUGCUGCCGCCUCGGGGGGGGGUUACCAGCCCCCUGCGGUCGGAGGAGCGGGCGCGGGUGCACCGAGCAAGGUGCCGGGCGCGGUGUCUGACCCUGCGGCUAUGGGCGAGGUGCAGCAACGAGAGACGGCUGUGCGGGGGAUGCUGCACAGAGACCCCGGCGGGGCGCUUCGGAGAUCGCUCGAGGACCCGCCUGUCUUCUGCAAGGACGAAGCCGUCAAGGCGAAGAGCAUGGAGUGCGUGUUGAUGGUGCUGACGGGGGUCCGCGAGGACCAGAUCGAGAACUGCCUGGCCGGUCUCUCCUUGGACGAGAUGGACGUCCUCGUCAAGUACGUCUACAAGGGCCUGGGGAUGCCCCGCAACAACGGGCCGCUGUUCAAAUGGCACGCAAAGGUGCUAGAGAAGGGGGGACCCGGAUGCGUGAUGCGCACGCUCGUUUCCCGGCAAACGGUGUGAUAUGUUCACACGUCAGGGCCCCAUCGUGAAGUGCUCGGGCUUGUAGUGACCUCGUUGGAUGCCCCUUGACGGUCUCAGCGAGCAAGCCCGGGAAUAUUGCAAAGGGGAAAGGGAAAAGGGCAAUUGAGAGGAGAAAGAGUAGAGAGGUUGGUGGUGGCCGUUGCAUGCCUAUUGUAGUUCGCGAUGGCUAUUCGGUUGUGGAUGUGUUGUUGUGGCCGUUGCUGUCUACACGCUGCGCACCGUUUGAUGGGGCGCGGGCAGAGGUUAACAGGGAUCUUUCGCAUAGCGGUUUGUUCCGCUUUUGGAAACGUGUGUGGAAAGCCUCACGCGUUGUCGAAGAGCUUUUUCUCUCAACAAAUGACAACUACGCAUACCGGGCACAAGAUAACACACCCCCU
This is a messenger RNA of Ectocarpus sp. CCAP 1310/34, 2207 nucleotides long. NCBI's taxonomy places the organism in Eukaryota, Phaeophyceae, Ectocarpales, Ectocarpaceae. The record is from the annotation of a GenBank genome assembly.